Mesorhabditis belari is the source of this 981-nucleotide messenger RNA. The record is from the annotation of a GenBank genome assembly. NCBI's taxonomy places the organism in Eukaryota, Metazoa, Nematoda, Chromadorea, Rhabditida, Rhabditidae.
AUGGGUAUGAUGGCCUUCGGUCUAUUCAUCACGAUUCUCCUCCUUUUCCAUCAAAUUUCUUCGUCAAUUCAACAAAGCAAUCAAGUGGAUCCAUCCACGAAUGAAACCCAACAAGAACUCGUCGAGGCCCGAGGAAAAAUCUGCGGACUCGAGAGGGAAAUUGAAUGUGAACAAAAGGAAAGAAGUGAUGAAUUCACAAACUCGAAAAUCUCGCAAAUAGAUGAUCGAUCGACGAAGAUUCGUGCUGAUCUGAAAGCCGAGAUAGAUUCCAAAGUCACCGAAACGUCAAGGGCCAUCUACACGAAAAUGGCUCAAAUUGAGACGGAUUUAAUGGGGAAAAUCGCCGAAACGAAAAAGAAGAACGCAAAGUGGGACGCUGAUUUGGUUGAUGGAAGGGAGAGUAAUCGAGAAUUGGAAAGGAAAGUCGCCGAGAUGAAAAGGAAGAACGACGAUCUCGAAGCACAAUUAAAAACUCAAAAUACGGAAGUGAAAGACGGUAGAGCCAAGAUUGUAGAGCUCGAAGGGCAAAUCAACGCGUUGCAAAGCAAAAUCUCUGACCUCGAAACCCAAAUAAAUCGAACGAUGAAUUGGAUCCUGGAACCGGAUGAAUGGUCGUAUUUGGCAAAAACCGCUUCUUGGUACAAGGUUAUCGAAAAAUGGAUGACAUUUGAUGACGCCGUGACGUAUUGUGCGAGUCGAAAGGGCCAUUUGGUCACAAUUCACAGUCAAGAAGAGAACGAUUUUGUUUGGAAACUCGCGAAAAAUGUUCAACCCUUUCAUGGGUUCUGGAUCGGACUGAAGAGAAAUCCGAACAAAGAAAAUGCUUUUGAAUGGAUGGAUGGAAGUUCGGUGGAUUUCACGAAUUGGGGGGUUGGACACCCGAGUUCGUACACCCACACUUAUCUUUCGAGCGACAAUGGGAAAUGGCGGGUCUAUGCUCCUACCCAGUUGGGUCUUAUCUGCAAAAUUCGCUCUCAAUUC